Molecule: messenger RNA, 3738 nt
Organism: Strongylocentrotus purpuratus (purple sea urchin)
Lineage: Eukaryota; Metazoa; Echinodermata; Echinoidea; Camarodonta; Strongylocentrotidae
Product: BLOC-1-related complex subunit 6
Exons: 6
Coding region: 162-1214 (350 amino acids)
Biological process (GO): lysosome localization
Cellular component (GO): BORC complex
Source: RefSeq, a predicted model, not a curated record
AUUACGUUUGGGAUCCGACUGUACGAUGAGCUGAGCUGAGCCGGCUUUAGCCCUUUUUAGCAGACCGAUGAAGGUGCAGUUACCAAACAAAGAGGACACAAAGGAUAUGCUGAUACGUUCUGAAAGGGUUCGACCCUUCAAUGAACUGAGACUUUUGGACCAUGGAUGGAACAGAAUCACCCGGGCCUCUGCCUGCCAGAGGAGAAGCAGAAGGUGCUCAAAGUACAGAUGAAUCAACACAGAAGACUAGUAUGCAAAAACAAUUAUGGGAUGAGGAAGAGACUGAAGGAGAUCAGAAAGGAGAUGGAGAAGGGAGACUUGAAUGUGAUCCUCUUGCAGAAGCAGCAAUGAAUAUUCUAAGAACUCAGAAGCAACAGAAAGACCCGGAUGAAGAAGAAGAUGACGCCUUUCUGGAUUAUGGAGAUAGUGAUAGUAUAGGUAGUGGAAAACAUGUUGAACAUAUAGAUUGUGCAGUUGGAUGUGAGCAAAAGCUUGCUGAUGUCUCAAAACAAUUGGAUGACCUUCACAUAGACAUUCCUGAACCCAUGGUAAAGCUCAAACGCAGAUCAUCUUCUAUUGCAGAACUUUCAGAUGUGGAAGCGACGGGAUCUGUGGAACGCUUUUCACCUCGAGAGGACCCUGUGGGGUCAGCGAUGGGCUCCUUGCCCCUUCAUGGUACGCUGUCCAGGGAAGGGGAAAUGGUAUCGUAUGUUGCUGAUGAUCUCCUAGAGAAAAUCCGUCAGAGUGUGGGUUCCUCCCGGUCCACCUCAGGGGCAACAUCUCCUGCUUACCCCACCACCAGUCAGAUGAUGCCAUGGGCAACAACCCCACCAUCCAUGACCUCUUCGUCCUCGUCAGCAACAGAGUUUGGAGUCGCCGUAGGUCCAUCUGCAAUGAUUCCUCCGAUAGACCCUGAGGCUAUACAAGACCUAGAGAAGCAAUGUCACAUGGUCGCUGAUAAUCUCAACCUCAUGCUGGGACACCUCUCAAAUAGCUUGCAUAAUAUGUCAGCCAUAACAGUAGGUCACAUACAGACAUACAGAGAUGCAGUAGAAAAAGCAGGAAUUACAGUGGAUCACAGUGUGAAGGCGAUGUAUGCUCUUAUGGCCAAAGUGGAAGAACUGAAUUUUUCCAUGCCAAUGGUUUAUGAUCUUGCCAAGCAAAUUAAAUCAAUCAAUAGUCAACUUGAUGAACUGGAGAGCCUAUGUAAAUGAGCUUCUUGUGCAGCAUAGUCAUGCAUCUCCUGCAAUGAGCUUCUUGUACAAGCAUAGCCAGGCAUCUCCUGCAAUGAGCUUCUUGUACAGCAUAGCCAGGCAUCUCCUGCAAUGACCUUUUUGUACAGCAUAGCCAGGCAUCUCCUGUAAUGAGCAUCCACAUUAUCCUUGGAUGAAGAUAGUCUUGUGCCACAAAGAUUGCCCAAAUCAGUCUUGAACACUGCCUGCAGAGCUAUCUCUAGAUGUCUUAGACUAAAGAGAGUAGACAUACUAAAUGAUACUUGCUGUAUGGUAUCACCCUACGACAUGCAUGUACCAGCCGAGUGUUUUCAUCACAUGCAGGUGCAGAAAUCCAAAAUAUGAAAUGAAUUGACCCCUCAUCCUUUCCUCCCGAGUAUGAACCAUGCAGAAAGAGACACAUUUUAGUCCUCCUCAUCACACCAUUGGCCCUUUGAUGGCAUCAUUCAUUAUCAUCAUCAUCGUCGUCGUCGUCAUCAUCAUUACGCGUCUGUUUUUCCCAUGCUGUGGGGUUGGACAUUUCAUUUCCUUUAUGGCUCUUCUCCAAGAAUCCCGGUCUUCAGCAUCCGCCAGGGUGAAGUGAUGAGAUGCUCUCAUAUCUUCGUCUAACGUCUCCUUCCAGGUUUUCGAGGUCUGCCACAGGGUAUUGAGCAGGCAGCCUGGAAUCCGUUGCUUUCUGAAGCCAGCGGCUUUUUUUUCUCUCCAAGCCAUCAUAGCCCAAGGAUGUUCUUGUCAUCUAGUGCCACAUGAGCUUUUAUUUGGUCCCAACAAAUCUCUCCCAUCAGGUUCCAGUGACACAUGGCCCAUUUGGCCAAGUGGCUUUUUUUUCUCUCCCAGCCACCAUAUAGGCCAAGGAUGUUCUUGUUAUCUAGUGCCACAUGAGCUUUCUUUCGGUCCCAACAAAUCUCUCCCAUCAGGUACCAGUGACACAUGGCCCAUUUGGUAAUGUGUGCCUCAGAAUAUAUUGACAGUGCAAGAGCUAAUGGGAUUACAUGAGAUUAGACAAAACAUGUGUGUCUUUGGGAAGGGAAGGAAAGUGGGACACUUUUUAGUCAGUCUUCACCUACAUGUACCAGAAUCUUGCAUCCCUUAAGAUCUUGAAGGGUUGAUAUAUCCCAGACAAGAUCAUGCACCCUGCACUGGAUGUAUUUAUUGUAUUACCCAAGAAUAUACAUGUAUAAAUGUACUGCUCCUAAGUGUACUUUGUACAUAUAUGAUUUUAUAAGAUUACACAUCAUGUCAAUUGUAGUCCUAAACUGUUAUUCAGAAUAUUUUUAAUCAUCAUUUAAUUUUUCACUUUUACAUCGAGUCAUUUGAAAUUGAAAAAUAUGAUACAGAUAUUUUUAGAUUGGAAAAUUAUGAUACAGAAACAGAUAUUGCUUGGACAUGUAUACAGAUAUAUUUUUCUCUGUAGAUCUACAUACUGGAACGUAUAUGUCAACAGAGAACAAUUUAACAAAUAUGUUCUUCUACAGUUUAUUAGUACUGUAUACAUUGCAAAUGAAAUUGAGCACAUAUCUGUGAAAAGUUUUAUGUGCAUAUUAAUGCAAAAUUAAUCCAAGCUUUAUGUGCCAUGCACCAAGAAGACAGUGCAAUAUCCUUUGAAGACAUUGGACUGGUAGAGAAGUUAUGCCACAUUUUGCUUGACAGUUCCAACUUAUGUUUUAUUCUGACAUUUGAAAUGUCCUUCUUGCACACUUCAAACUUUAGAAGAAGAAAAUGUGUCAAUUAGUGUCUUGCAUCCGCUAAUUUUACAUUCAUGCAUUCAAUUUGUUGAACAGUGACAUUCCUAAUUUCCAAAUUAUUUAUUAGAAAAUGUGAAACAUGUACUCGCAGCAAAGAUGUGUUGUGCAUGGUUGUACGUGUGUUUAGAUUCAGUCAUUGAUAAUUUGUAUAUAUUUUGUUUAAUAUGGAUGGUGCAAGAUUAUGUAAUCAGCUUCUAUGCAAGUUGCUUGUCUUCAGAUGUGUUAUUGAAGAUGAAAAUAGUGUAACAUUGACGUUUUGUUCUGGGUAAUAUGAUGUAAUUUUUUUUAAAUGCAUGUUGCAUAACAAGAGCACAUUGCAGGUAUAUUUAUAACUGAAUAUAUGUAUUUCAGGUGUGUAACUAUUGCUGCCUACUUUCAUUAUGCAGACAGUAUCUGAGCUACUGGAAUAGCCAGUCAUGAUUUUUUUUUUUUUUUUUUUUUUUUUGGGGGGGGGGGUUCACUCAGGCUUCUGAGAUUUCAACAAUUCUUGCAGCAAGUGUGUGAAAUGAAUGGCACCCUUGUGUUAGUGGGAGAGUGAUGGGAGCUUUUACAAAUUAUGUAUAAUAAAAUUGUAAAUGUGAUUUUUGCAGAAUCAUUUGCUACUUUCCUUCAGUGUUCAAGCUAAGGGCCAUAUUAGGGAAGCAUGUUUAAAGCCAGAGUUCUCAUUUCUAAAGCAGUUCGGAAGUGAAUACAGACAUUUCUUUUAUGCCAUGUACUUCACACUAAUGGGAGUUCAAGGGUACUUCAUACAAACAAAUUUU